Gasterosteus aculeatus aculeatus (three-spined stickleback) is the source of this 1166-nucleotide messenger RNA. RefSeq names its product galanin receptor type 1. Gene Ontology annotation, cellular component: external side of plasma membrane; membrane. Gene Ontology annotation, biological process: cell chemotaxis; immune response; G protein-coupled receptor signaling pathway. Gene Ontology annotation, molecular function: C-C chemokine binding; C-C chemokine receptor activity. NCBI's taxonomy places the organism in Eukaryota, Metazoa, Chordata, Actinopteri, Perciformes, Gasterosteidae. The record is from RefSeq and is a predicted model, not a curated record.
UAAUUACUCAAUAGAUUUCUACUGUGAAUGCAUGGAUACUUUGAUUCAGCAAGUAAACGGCAGCAGCGUUGAGCAAAUGGACGCUGCCGAUGAGUCUUCCAUCAGGGCUUUUGUUCCCAUCCUGGACGGACUGAUUCUGGUGACUGGUUUGCUGGGUCAAACCCUGGUCAUCAUCAUUCUUACAGGCAGGAGGCGGAAGAAAAGUCAACCGCCCCAUGGCACAGACACCCUGCUGCUGAGCCUGAGUGCCGCAGACCUGCUGCUGCUGCUCCACCUGCCUUUCCACACCUCUGCCAUCACCCUGGGCUUCUGGCCUUUCGGCGGCUUCAUGUGCAAGGCCAUCAGCUUCCUGGGCGUGGCCUGCUCCGCCGCCUCAGUCUUCACCCUGGCAGCUUUGGCAGUGACGCGUUACCUCACGGUGGUGCACCCCACCUGGGCGUACCGGUCGAGAAUGCACCGACGCGUUAAGCUGACGGUAGCUCUCCUCUGGAUCCCCGCCUCGGGCUUGGCGGCGCCGCAGUUUGCCUUCCGCACGGUCACCGCCUCCAGCGCGGUGUACUGCUUCGCCUUCCUGUCCGACUUCAGCCAGCUGGUCUACGGCAUUGCCCUCUUCCUGUUUGGCUUCGCGCUACCCCUGAGUAUCAUUGUGCUAAUGUACGCCAAGAUCUACUGUUUCCUCCGACAUGCACGACUGCUGGGGAACGCUCCCCAGCUGGAGCGCUACCAGAGCCAGGUCACUCACACUUCAGCCCUCCUGGUCCUGGUCUUCACUCUGCUCUGGCUGCCCUCCUAUGCACUCAUGUUCUCCUUCAUCGGAGGAACCGUGAUCGGCUCACCUGGACACAAAACUAUUGCAAUCCUGGCCAGACUGUUGGCGUCCUCCGUGGCAGUGGUGAACCCUGUACUAUACGGGUUCAUGUCCCGGAAGUUUCGACAAGAGUUACUGGAGCUCGGGAGGAGACGAUGCGCAUGGUGCAGAAACUGUCUGACUGGUUGCCCUGAUGUGAUGAGCAGGGACGUGGUACUGCCCUUUGAACGGGACACAACUUUAGAAAGAAGCCAAAACUGACUAUUUGGCCAGUUGGAACAUUACAUUACACUGGUAUGUAUUCAUUAAGGUAAAAACUCAUUCAUGUCUAAACUAAAAUUCGUAUUAAAAAUGUGAU